Messenger RNA from Alosa sapidissima (American shad), 2657 nucleotides. It is a transcript of the gene tmem68, whose product is annotated as transmembrane protein 68. Lineage: Eukaryota; Metazoa; Chordata; Actinopteri; Clupeiformes; Clupeidae. The record is from RefSeq and is a predicted model, not a curated record. The transcript has 8 exons. Gene Ontology annotation, cellular component: membrane. Gene Ontology annotation, molecular function: acyltransferase activity. Bases 267 to 1259 code for a protein of 330 amino acids.
GUUUCCUGUUUGUGUCACAUGCAUAGAGUGCCGGUGAAUAAACCAGGGAAAUUGAAGAAAAUUGCAGUCAACGUAAACGUUCGCUGUCUAAUAAUAAACGGAAAACGACUUCGCCACGACAGCAAUAUGGUUAACAUUAAAGUGUGAGAUUCAUGGGCAUGUAUUGUUCAGCAAUACUGUCACUCGGGAAAAGGUCUGCCCGGCAGCAGAUGGUCAUCUUGCUCAGCCCAGCAGUGUUCAUCGGGAGCGGCUAACCGUGAAGCAGCAUGUCCAAUGGGAACGAGUCCUGCAUGUUAGGGAAUGGCUCCUCCGGCUUCAUGUCAUGCUUGAUUCUACUCUGGGAAGAGUGGGUCGGUGUGGGACACCUGGAGGACUACCUCAGCUACCUAGAGUACCUGCUGUGGGUGUUCACACCCCUGGCCAUCGUCUUCAUCCUGCCCUUCCUCAUCGUGAUCCUGCUGUAUCUCUCCAUACUCUUCCUGCAUGUGUAUAAGCACAAGAACCAGCUGCGGGAGGCCUAUUCCAACAACCUGUGGGAUGGCGCAAGGAAAACCUUGGCAACUCUCUGGGAUGGUCACGGAGCCAUAUGGCAUGGUUAUGAGAUCCAUGGGUUAGAGAAGAUCCCAGAUGAAGGAGCUGCCCUUAUAGUCUACUACCAUGGGGCUAUUCCCAUUGAUUAUUACUAUUUUCUGGCAAAUGUUAUCAUUCAGAAGGGACGCACCUGUCAUUCCGUGGCAGAUCACUUCCUGUUCAAGGUUCCUGGCUUCAAGCUGCUGCUGGAGGUGUUCAGUGUGAUCCACGGGCCGCAGGAGGAGUGUGUGAAGGCCCUGCGCAGUGGCCACCUGCUGGGCAUCUCUCCCGGCGGCGUGCGGGAGGCACUCUUCAGCGACGAGACCUACCCACUGCUCUGGGGCAAGCGCAAGGGCUUUGCUCAAGUGGCCAUCGACUCCCAAGUGCCAGUAAUUCCUAUGUUUACACAGAAUGUUCGAGAAGGAUUUCGCUCUCUUGGAACAUUAAAAUGUUUCAGAUGGUUGUAUGAAAGAUUUCGCUUCCUGGCUCCUGUGUACGGAGGUUUCCCAGUCAAAUUCCGUACUUUUCUCGGUGAUCCCAUUCCAUACGAUCCCAAACUUAACGCAGCAGAGUUGGCAGAGAAGGUGCACGAAGCUGUUCAAGCACUUAUAGAUCAACACCAAAAAAUCCCGGGUAAUAUUCUUCGAGCUCUUCUAGAGCGUUUCCACAGACGACCGAAAGAAGCCUAGUCACUUCCAAUGUAUCAGGUCACUUCCUGUGUAUCAGGUCAUUGUUAAUUCAGCACUACAAGUGGACGUUGGCACUAAGGAUUGAUGUAUGUUACUGAUAUGGCUCAGCAGCACUAACUGGUAGUUGUCUGUGACACAAAGCCACAUUUAUAAUAAGAUGUGUCUAUAGAGAAUCAAAAUGACUGCUCAACUAGUAAUAAGUGUGUGUGUGUGUGUGUGUGUGUGUGUGUGUGUGUGUGUGUGUGUGUGUGUCAUCAUUUGGAGAUUGGUCUUUAAUUUAUUUGCACAAUUUGCUUUGUUUAAAGGACCACUGCCAAAUUAGUUGAUUUUGUGAAAAGCCUUAUGUUUAUUUUAUAAAUGUUCAACUUAAAAAGAGGUCAGUGUUUUUUUUUUAAUGGAUCUGUGUGAAUAACUGAAUUGGUGAAAAAUGGAACUAUAACCGUAUUAGUGUGAAAUGUAUUUGUAAAAAACAGUGUGUUGAAUCAAGUUGUUAUUUAAAUUCAUGUUGACUUGAUUUGCCCCUCCACCAAAAAAAGUAUGAUGUAAUAAAUUCACAAUUUUAUUUCUAUCAGAGGGCACUCAAUCUCAAUGUUUAAAAAAUGAAUAAAUGUAUAUUUCACAGAGAAUCAGUUGUAUGAUCAAGUUUGCAUGUGAUCUAUUUGUAAAUCAUCAGUUAUAUAACAAAUAUCUUAUUUUUUUUCUUUAUUUGACUUACACCACACCUGUAAAUGGCAUCAUGUAGAAAUGAUAGGGACAUAUCUAUUUUUAUCAAUCACUGUAUUUGACUGCACUACAGUGGUAAAGUGUUUAACUAUCAUGGUUUAUGCUCUGAGACCCCUAUGUCUCCUCUAAUGCUAAUCAAUAAUGAUGCAAGUACAGUAAUAUUACAGCUUUGUUGUGAAAAUGUACAUUCCUAAUGAACAAGUCUAUUUUAAUGAGGGGAAAUAUGGUAAUUGUAAUGGAUAUGAUCAAGGUGUGUUUCUUUUUUGAAUUUAGAGCCUAAUCCCUUUCUUUGCUCACAAUCUAUUGUGAGCUGCCCAGAAACAGAACAGCAGAAGGUGGACAGUUUAAAGGACCACCUUUAGCCAGGUGAUUUUAAUAUGUUUUGGUCUCUUGUCAGGUGAUUUUAAUAUGGUUUGGUCUCGUCAGAAGCAUGCAGCCUCACAGGAGCAUGGCAAGUUUGUGAUUUUAUGAUUACUACAUGUGACUCGGAAGCACACAUUCAUUACACUGUGUAAAUGUUCACACUUUAAUAUACAUAUCACAGAAGAAAUUGUGUGUGUGACGAAAACCUGGUGUUGGCCCUUUUGAAUCUUUGCUAUUUACUGAAAACCUCAGUGCAUUAACAGUAAAUCAAGAAAUGUUGAAUUUAAAACAAUUAAAACAUAUUUUUAUAAA